Molecule: messenger RNA, 3143 nt
Organism: Echinops telfairi (small Madagascar hedgehog)
Lineage: Eukaryota; Metazoa; Chordata; Mammalia; Afrosoricida; Tenrecidae
Gene: ITGB7
Product: integrin subunit beta 7
Exons: 15
Coding region: 600-2993 (797 amino acids)
Biological process (GO): cell migration; cell-matrix adhesion; integrin-mediated signaling pathway
Cellular component (GO): integrin complex; focal adhesion; cell surface
Molecular function (GO): integrin binding
Source: RefSeq, a predicted model, not a curated record
AGUGAGUUGCAGACUGUUCAAGUCCUUCUUGUGGUCUAACCUUCCUUCCUCUUGCUGCCUUGUCAAUCGGGGACCGCCCCUUGUUUACACUCCUGGCAUCCCUUCCUGUAGAUCCCCUCAUUGAGAAGGCAACCAUGUGGAAGUUGUAGGACAUCAUUCAUUCAACCUCCCUUAUGCUUGGAGACCCAGGACCCAGAGAGAAGCAUCUACCUUGUCUCCCAGCCAGGGAGAGACUGAGGCAGGACGAGAGGCCGGUCCCUUUCUUGUUUGAGUCUACCUCCACUGUGGCCCAGAGUCUUGGUGAAGAGACCUCAGGGCCUCUAGGCUGGGUAGGGCUAUUUUGUUCAUCCUAGACUCACGGAGUGGGCAGCUAGGAAGCACAGGUCUUCUUGAAGCCCCCAUCAAGCCUCAGAUAUGCCCCUUACCUCCGUCUUAAAGAAACUGCUGGAUCCACAUGGGAAGUGAAACUGCGGGGGUAUAAGAAGCUGGGGUACGGUUCUGAGCAUGACAACCACAGUCUAAGUUUGGAGGGCUGAGAACUUGGGGGUUCAUCCUGAGGACCCAUAUGCCCCCUUCCCCUUUACCUCCUAUUACAGGCCAUGGUGGCUUUGUCAAUGGUCCUUGGGUUCCUGCUGGCUCUGAGCAGAGGUGAGAGGGCGCUGGACACCAAGACCCAAUCCCCAGGGAAGGCCACUGAAUGGGGGGACCCCCGUCUCGCUCUGCUGGGGUCCUGCCAGCCAGCCCCUUCCUGCAAGCAAUGCAUUCUCUCACACCCCAGCUGUGCGUGGUGCAAGCAACUGAACUUCACAGCAUCUGGGGAGGCGGAGGAGCGGCGAUGUGCUCGGCGGGAGGAGCUGCUGGCCCGAGGCUGCCCCACCGAGGAGCUGGAGGAGCCCCGGGGCCGGCGGGAGGUGCUGGAGGACCGAUCCUUCAGCCAGGGCACGGGUGGCGGCCAAGGCACUGUCCAGCUGGCGCCGCAGCGGGUCCGCGUCACGCUCCGGCCGGGGGAGGCGCAGCGGCUCCGAGUGCGCUUCCUGCGGGCGGAGGGCUACCCAGUGGACCUGUACUACCUCAUGGACCUGAGCUACUCCAUGAAGGACGACCUGGAGCACGUGCGCCAGCUGGGGCACGACCUGCUGCUGCGGCUGCAGGAGGUCACCCAUUCCGUGCGCAUCGGCUUCGGCUCCUUUGUGGACAAGACGGUGCUACCCUUCGUGAGCACGGUGCCGUCCAAGCUGCGCCACCCCUGCCCCACCCGGCUGGAGCCCUGCCAGCCGCCCUUCAGCUUCCACCAUGUGCUGCCCCUGACCAGCGAGGCCAAGGUCUUCGAGCGGGAGGUGGGGCUCCAGAACGUGUCCGGCAACCUGGACUUGCCCGAAGGUGGCUUUGAUGCUCUUUUGCAGGCUGCGGUCUGUCAGGAGCAGAUUGGCUGGCGAAACGUGUCCCGGCUUCUGGUCUUCACCUCCGAUGACGUCUUCCACACGGCUGGGGAUGGGAAGUUGGGCGGCAUUUUCAGGCCCAGCGAUGGACGCUGCCACUUGGACAGCAAUGGCCUCUAUAGUCGUAGCGCAGAGUUUGACUACCCCUCUGUGGGUCAGGUUGCUCAGGCCCUCUCUGCGGCGAAUAUCCAGCCAAUUUUUGCUGUCACCAGUGCCACGCUGCCUGUGUACCAGGAGCUGAGCAAGUUGAUUCCCAAGUCCACAGUCGGGGAGCUGAGCGAGAACUCCAGCAAUGUGCUGCAGCUCAUCAUGGAUGCUUACAACAGCCUGUCAUCCACGGUGACCCUGAAGCACGUCACACCCCUGCCUGGGGUCAACAUCUCGUAUACAUCUCAGUGUGGUGGUCCUGAGAAGGAGGGUGAAGCCGGGGACCAAGGCCAGUGCGAUAAUGUCCGCAUCAACCAAACGGUGGAUUUCUGGGUUACUCUCCAAUCCACCCACUGCUUCGAAAAGCCCCAGUUUCUGAAGUUCCGGGCCCUUGGCUUCUCCGAAGAGCUGACAGUGGAGCUGGUCACACUGUGUGACUGCAAUUGUAGCGAUGCCCAGCCUCAGGCUCCCCACUGCAGUGACGGCCAGGGGCGGCUGCAGUGUGGGGUGUGCAGCUGUGCCCCUGGACGUCGGGGCCGGCUUUGCGAGUGCUCGGAGGCUGAGAUGGCCUCCCCCGAUCUGGAGUCGGGGUGCCGGGCCCCCAAUGGGACAGGCCCCUUAUGCAGCGGGAAGGGCCGGUGCCAGUGUGGACAUUGUCGCUGCAGCGGGCAGAGCUCCGGGCGCCUGUGCGAGUGUGACGAUGCCAGCUGUGAGCGGCACGAGGGCCUGCUCUGUGGAGGCUUUGGCCGGUGCCAAUGUGGAGUGUGCCAAUGUUGGGGCAACCACACGGGCAGGGCCUGCGAGUGCAGCGGGGCUGUGGACAGCUGCGCCAGCCCCGGUGGGGACCAGUGCAGUGGGCACGGCGACUGCAGAUGCAACCGCUGCCACUGCCACCGCGGCUACUACGGUGCGCUGUGUGACCAGUGCCUGGGCUGCGAGACCCACUGUGAGAGACACCGGGACUGUGCAGAGUGCAUGGCCUUCGGGACUGGUCCCCUGGCCAUCAAUUGCAGCUUGGCUUGUGCCCAUGUCAACAUGACUUUGGCUUUGACACCCGUNCUGGUGGAUGGCUGGUGCAGAGAGAGGACCGUGGACAACCAGCCGUUCUUUUUCUUGGUGGAGGAGGCCGGCGGCAGUGUCAGGCUGAGAGUGAGACCCGAAGAGAAGGGAGCAGACUACACCCAGGCCAUUGUGCUGGGCUGCGUGGGGGGCAUUGUGGCCGUGGGACUGGGGCUGGUCCUGGCUUAUCGGGUCUCAGUGGAAAUCUAUGACCGCCGGGAAUUCAGUCGCUUUGAGAAGGAGCAGCAGCAGCUUAGCUGGAAGCAGGACAACAAUCCUCUCUACCAAAGCGCCAUCACAACCACCAUCAACCCCCACUACCAGGGGAAUGUGCGCCCCGCUCCCUGAGGAGCAGGCAGACGCACACCCUGGGCACCCUGUGGAGCAGUGGGUCCGUCUGGGAGCAGUGUGGCAGUCUCCAGCAGGCUUCAUUUUCAGUGGUGCCCAGGAGGAUGGCCUUCCACUGCCAAGACCUCACUUCCUACCUCACGUGGACAA